Messenger RNA from Rhododendron vialii, 1941 nucleotides. RefSeq names its product 7-deoxyloganetic acid glucosyl transferase-like. The record is from RefSeq and is a predicted model, not a curated record. The coding region runs from base 219 to 1679 and encodes 486 amino acids. Gene Ontology annotation, molecular function: UDP-glycosyltransferase activity. Lineage: Eukaryota; Viridiplantae; Streptophyta; Magnoliopsida; Ericales; Ericaceae. The transcript is spliced from 2 exons.
GUAUAAUAAAGGCACAUACAAACAUCUCAUUGCAAACGCGUGCAGCGCGAGACCAGUAUUAUACUCUUUCCGUCCAUUUUGAUGACCAUACAAAUCUGACAAAGUCAGGCAAUCAUUUUUCAAACUUUAUAGAACACUCCAUACAAAAGAACCAAUAAUUGAACCGGUAGAUCUGCGUACUUGGAACCAGUUCAACGGCGAGAAAAAUCCCUACUCCGAUGGGUCACCAAGAAAAAUCCCCACUCCCGCCUCACGUGCUUAUCUUCCCCGUACCCAUCCAAGGCCACGUAAACUCCAUGCUCAAGCUCGCCGAACUCCUCUCCCUCGCCGCCGUCCACGUCACCUUCCUCGUCUCCGACUUCAGCCACCGCCGCCUCCUCCGCCACGCCGACAUCCACUCCCGCUUCUCCCGCUACCCCGGGUUCCGCUUCCAGACCAUCUCCGACGGCCUCCCCGAGGACCACCCGCGCGCCGGCGAGAGGGUCAUGGACAUCAUGCCUUCGAUAAAGAACGUGACGGGGCCGCUGUUCAAGGAGAUGAUGGUGGCCACCGAUUGCCUGAGGUCUGAAGAUAGGCGGCCGGUGACGUGUAUCAUAGCCGACGGGGUUUUGAGUUUCGCCGGCGAUUUUGCUUUGGAGAAGGGGAUUCAGCUUGUUUAUUUUCGAACGGUCAGCGCUUGUUCGUUCUGGGCUUGUUUCUGUUAUGAGGAAAUCAUUGAAGCUGGUGAAGUUCCUCUCAAAGGAAAUGGAAUGGACCUACAGGUAAAAAGCGUACCCGGAAUGGAAGGGUUUCUCCGGCGCCGUGACUUGCCCGGGUUCUGUCGGGUCGACGAAGUAUCCGACCCACGUUUUCAAGUAAUAAAAAAUGAGACCCGACAAACCCCUCGAGCCCAAGCCGUAAUUCUCAACUCCUUCGAAGACUUAGAAGGACCGGUUCUCUCUCACAUUCGGACCCGAAUGCCCAAUCUGUUCACAAUCGGACCCCUCCACGCCCACCUGAAAUCCCGACUAUCUGAGGAAAAAACCACCACCACGCCGCCGUCGACGACUUCUGGUAGCUUCUGGGAAGAAGAUCGAUCCUGCAUUGAAUGGCUCGACAGAAAACCCCCAAAAUCAGUUAUCUAUGUGAGCUUCGGAAGCAUUACAGUUUUGUCAAGGGACCAACUCAUGGAGUUUUGGUAUGGGUUGGUAAAUAGCGGGCAACACUUUUUAUGGGUUAUGAGGCCGGACUCCAUCGCCGGAAAAGAUGGGGAGAGUCAGAUUCCGGCGGAGAUUUUGGAGGGUACUAAGGAAAGGGGUUACAUGGUUGGGUGGGCUCCACAGGAAGAGGUCCUGAACCAUGGCGCUAUUGGUGGGUUUUUGACGCACAGCGGGUGGAACUCAACUUUGGAGAGUAUAGUUGCGAGAGUGCCGAUGAUUUGUUGGCCUUACUUUGCUGAUCAGAUGAUUAAUAGUAGAUUUGUGAGCGAGGUGUGGAAGAUUGGACUCGAUAUGAAAGAUACUUGUGAUCGAGUUAUAAUCGAGAAGAUGGUUAGAGAUCUGAUGGUCGUGAGGAAAGAUGAGUUCAUCAAAUCGACAGAUCGAAUGGCCAAGAUGGCAAAAGAAGCUGUGAGCGGAGGUGGAUCGUCUUACUGCAACUUAGACCGUUUUAUUGAGUUCAUCAGAUCCAUGGUUGUUUGAGCUUACACGUUGAAACUUGGAAGCUCUUCAGGUCACAUUUUGCUUAUGUGACGUGAUCUGAGUUUUUUAUUGGAUGCAUACUAUAUGUCCUUAAAAAAGAAUGUGUAUCGAAGCAUUUUCGAAAAUUUGGUAAUGGGUUAAUUAGAGAAGCCUUCAAGUGCAGGCCCAUCAACAUUAUGCAAAUGGUAGUACAUUUUCAAUUUGAAAAUUGAUUUGUCAAUUGCAAGGUUCUCUUCAUGAAUAAAAGUUUUAGUAGCAUAUA